UCAACCUCACUUGCACCUUCAUUUUUUGAACCUUUUGGAUCUUGUCUCCUUCGCCACGGAUCGUCCUUGCUGUCAAGUGCUUCGAGCACGAUACUACACAAGCCUGUGCUCGCACCUGCUCUCACGUCAAACUGCUCGAGAAUGGGGCAACGACAAACCAAUGGUUGCAUUCAGUUUCACCCAUGUCCCUUCUCUAGAUCCUUUCACCAGUUUCGCCAUGAUUGCAAAAGCACCUCGAGUCCUUGUGGUCUAUCCUCACGAGUCUUCCUGAGUCAUAUGCGGAACGCUGAAGUUCGGACAAGGUAACAACCAUGAGGUACCAAACCUGGGACGUGUUGUUGUUUCCUGGAGACUCGAAGGUGCCUAUCCAAGAGUUUGACACGAAGUGCUAUGCCAUUGACCAGAACGUCCGAAUUCCUGCUCUUCCUUCCGUGGAUGAUGUCGACCCGAAAAUGUUCGAGUCCAUGACUCUCACCCCGAUCCUGACUUGUUUCGUGGCCAGCCUCGAGCGUGGUUCGUCUUUUCGACUUUCGAUUCACAGCUGGGAGCAGCCAAAACCGUCACGUCGUCUUUUGAGCUACAAAACACCAGAUGAAGCAGUUCUAUUCGAAGCCAGGGUCUACAUCGAUGGCAUACUGAUGGCUCAGCAAACAUUCGAGGACGGCAUCUGGCCAGAGGUCAUUGGAGACAAAGGACAUCGUCUUCGCUUCCCUAAGUUUCACAGAGAAAUCCUUCAGCAGCCUCAGUGGGAACCGGGUGAUCCUGUCGGCCGGAUCAAAGUUGUCAUAUCAGAAGGGGUGUUGAGAGAGACAAGUCCUCCGGCUGCACGAGACCUCAUGUUCGAUCGACUGCGAGAUGUGGUGGCAUUCUCGUUCCAACACGCGCCUCAAAACAUUCUCGAGUACUCUGGCAUUGCCUGGCCAAAUCCUGGACUUUUCGGGAAAGCAUCCAAGCGAUCAUUGCGGCCACCACCAAUUGGCGAACGUCUUGCCCCUGUUGCUGGUCACGAAACUCACUCGCACUCACCAAACCGUACAGUCACAGCCAUCAGAAGUGGUAGACCGUCGUCGAAUGGAGUGAACAGUUUCCAAAAGCGGCUCAACGCGCAAACGUUCUCCGACUUGCAGUCAGACCCAGUCAGCAAAGUGACUGAUUUCCAAAUGAGAAAGUGCUCACCCGAGAGCGGAGACAGCGCUGAAUCUGAAGACCCUUUUCUCUGUCCGCCACGUACAUCAACGCAGCAGAGGCGACUACAGCUACAAUCGAGCAGCCACGACGUUCCCAUGCCUGACUACAAGACGGAUAACAGCGCAAGUUAUACAGAAAUGUCAGAGAUCAGCUUUGCGCCUGUCAAUUUUCUCAAGCAUAUGAAUCAGGCCAAUCCAGCCGAAAUCGUCCAAGCAUUGAGUCCUGCUCGACAAGAGGCGCUACUAAAGGCACUGAGUGUUUCACAAAGCCCGGCUCAAGGCACGGAUCCUCCCACCAACACUCCUUGUUCAACCUCGGAGGACAACCGUCCACAGUCCGCUGCCGACCAAGAGGCCGAUGCGCUCAAUGAGCAGACGCAGGUUCAGAAGAUUGGGCUAGAUGACAACUGCGACGACAGCUCUUGGAUCAGGAUUGUGGAUGACAAGGAACGACACCCCAGCCAAUCUUUGGAAAUCAACACUGAGAACAGAGCAGAAGGAGCAGCCGCCAUGAAUCCCCCGAUGUCUCGGAUACCAAGUGAUACAAACAAAGAUCACAGCCUGGCACUGCUGGGAGCUAGAUCGAAGUCGCUGAAUACCAUCAGGGAAAGGUCGCUUUCCAAUCCGACAAAGCGCAAGCAUGGAUCGCUGUCUCCAGCACUUGGAAGCGGUACCGUGAAGGAGGCCAUCGCUGUGGUCAUCGAGUCUCCGUUUACGUCACCGGGAGAAGGAAGCAAAGCAACCUCUAAGCAUACUACACAUGGCACGGGUCGGAUUCCAUUGCUGGUGGAGUGAACACGAGAGCCGUGACUAUGUCCCAUCCGAAGCAAGCGACAAUUACAUCCACAUGGUCGGUGUAGGCGGAGCUGCCUU
This is a messenger RNA of Exophiala viscosa, 2060 nucleotides long. RefSeq lists its product as uncharacterized. The record is from RefSeq and is a predicted model, not a curated record. Bases 312 to 1982 code for a protein of 556 amino acids. The transcript has 6 exons. NCBI's taxonomy places the organism in Eukaryota, Fungi, Ascomycota, Eurotiomycetes, Chaetothyriales, Herpotrichiellaceae.